CGGCGCUCGGUUUUUACUGUCUGCCUAUUUGAAUGUAUUCAGUACUGUGUUCUCACAAGCUGUAACCUUAAUGUUUUUUUUUUAAGAAAAUCGUUUUAAAAAUCGUCAAGGGAGACGAUAUUAAUGUAAUUGAUAUACAUAACUGUAACCCCUUUUGAGCGAAUUAUUUUUAUCUAGGAUUUCCAGGUAUCCCGCGACUUUCAGAAAUUACAGAAAAAAAGCGUCAUAUGAGCCCUGUCCUGUGGGAUUCUGUAUGGCCUGUUUUUAGCUGGCCAGACUACCUGAUCCGUAGCCCAGGUCCAGAGGCUGGCGUGGGGCUCCUCGGUUGGCUAUGAAGGUCAUCCAUCAGAAGAACUCGGUGCAGAUCCUGUCGGGGCGAGAGCGAGGUGCCCAAGGCUUUGGCUCUCAGCGCCUGCUGCAGCAACUUGUGGAGGAUAAAACCCGUUGGAUGAAAUGGGAAAGUCAGAAAGUGGAAUUGCCAGACAGCCCUCGCUCAACCUUCCUCUUGGCUUUCAGCCCGGACAGGACGUUAAUGGCUUCCACCCAUGUGAAUCAUAAUAUCUACAUCACUGAGGUGAGGACAGGGAAAUGCAUUCACUCCCUGGUGGGUCACCGUCGCACUCCCUGGUGUGUGACCUUUCACCCCAUCAUAUCGGGGCUUGUGGCAUCCGGGUGUCUGGAUGGAGAAGUCCGCAUUUGGGAUUUACAUGGUGGUAGCGAGAGCUGGUUCACAGAGAGCAAUGUGGCAAUAGCAUCCCUGGCCUUUCAUCCCACAGCACAGCUCCUGCUCAUUGCCACAAAUAACGAGAUUCAUUUUUGGGACUGGAGCCGACGAGAACCUUUUGCGGUGGUGAAAACCGCCAGUGAAAUGGAGCGAGUCAGGUUGGUGAGGUUUGAUCCUUUGGGCCACAAUCUUCUGACAGCGAUUGUGAAUCCUUCAAACCAACAGAAUGAUGAUGACUCGGAGAUCCCUAUGGACAGUGUUGAGAUGCCCCACUUAAGGCAGCGCUCGUUCCUGCAGUCUCAGCCUGUGCGUCGGACCCCUCUUCUUCACAACUUCCUCCACAUGUUGUCAUCGCGGACCUCGGGGACGCAGGCUGGGGAGCAGAGCCAGAGCGAGGACAGCGGCGUACCCCCAAGCCUGCCCUCCGGAGAGGGCAGCCGUUACACUUCCAUCAGGGACCGGCCUGCCUACCAGGGAUGCGUCCAGCACUUGGGAAUGGUCUGCUUCUGCAGCCGCUGCUCCGUGGUCCGUCCGUCCUCUUCGUCCCCACUACAGAGUGAGGACAGCGCUGUCCCGGCUUCCUCCGACCUCUCUGCAGCCUCCUCCUUCUCCUCGGCUCGGACGGAGCCUCGUCUCCCUCCUGAGCGGCCCGCAGGUCAGCACGAACAGCGGGUGAUUGAGCGACCCUCCGCCUUCAUCACUGUGCAUGGCAGCAUGGCCAGCAACUCCCUUCGGAACCUCUCCUCCGGGCCUGGACGCAGGGGACUCUUAGGGCUGGCGUCUAACCAACCCAUGGGUCACCAGCAAUUGAGCAGAGACCCUUCAGGGCGAUUGGCUGGCACCGACUGGACUGGGAGCAUGUUGAACAUCCGGACAGAAUCUGGGGGUGGUGCAGGGGGCAGUGGAAGUGGCAAUGGCAGCGGGGGCGGCAUGCCCCCGCCGAGGACUAGCGCCUCUUCUGUCAGCUUGCUCUCUGUGCUUAGGCAGCAGGAAGGGAGUUCCCAAGCUCCCGUUUACACCUCAGCCACAGAAGGGAGAGGGUUCCCUGGGCCAAGCAACAGUGGCUCGGCAGGGACAGGAGGAGGGGGGACCCAGAGCAGCCAGCCUUCCAUUCGUAAUGUCCUCCAGUGCAACCUGAGCCGCUACUUCAUGGAGUACGACCGCAUGCAGGACAUUGACCAGGGAAUGAGCCAGGGGGAGGCCAGCCAUGCUCAGGAAACACAGGAGCUGCUCAACAAUAACAUUGACCCUGACAGACCAGGGCCCUCCCAUUACCAGCCUCCCCACAGCAGCGAAAACAACUCCAACAUGUCCCAGGGACAUCUAAACAGGUGCCGGGCUUGCCAUAACUUACUGACCUUUAACCACGACACCCAACGGUGGGAGAGGACUGGCCAAGCUGCGUCUUCGGCCAAUGAGGAAAGCACUUCUUGGCAACCUCCAAACCCGCCCUUUGAAGGUUUAGGGCAAGGGGCGAGCCAGCCGCAGACUCCUGAGAGGAGAAGCAGCACUGGGGGCCCAGAUCUGAGUAGUGGAGCUCCCAGCAAUGAGAGCAGCUUCCCCAGGCAAGGCUCUUCCAAUCCACAAGCAGAGCAGACAGUAGGGCUGGUGUACAACCAGGAAAUUGGACAGUGGGAACGAGUUUACGGGCAAUCCGCUUCGAGCCGAACCGGGAAUGUAUCACAAGAGGCCUUAAACCAAGAAAUGCCUGAAGAGAAUUCGGAUGAAGAUUCUCUUAGGAGGAGGCUGUUGGAGUCCUCUCUUAUUUCCCUCUCUCGAUAUGACAUGUCGGGAUCUCGAGAUCACCCCAUUUAUCCCGACCCCGCUAGGUUAUCCCCAGCUGCAUAUUAUGCCCAGAGGAUGAUCCAGUACCUUUCCCGGCGAGACAGCAUCCGCCAACGCUCGCUUCGCUACCAGCAGAACAGACUGCGGCCCUCGCCCGACAACCCACCCGCCAACCCCUCCCAGUCCAUGGAGAACAACGAGGUCGACUUUGAGGAGUUUGAGUACGUCGCUGCUGCCUUGGAUAAUGGAGAGCGAGCCAGACACAGAGCGCCACGGAAUGCCCGGAUGUCUGCCCCCUCACUGGGGCGCUUUGUUCCUCGGCGUUUCUUGUUACCUGAGUAUCUUCCUUAUGCUGGGAUUUUCCAUGAAAGGGGACAGCCUGGCUUGGCAACUCACUCCUCUGUUAACAGGGUCCUAGCAGGCGCUGUGAUUGGAGAUGGGCAGUCGGCAGUGGCCAGUAACAUCGCUAAUACAACUUACAGGCUCCAGUGGUGGGACUUCACCAAAUUUGACCUUCCAGAAAUCAGCAAUGCAUCCAAUAAUGUUUUGGUCCAGAACUGUAAGAUAUACAACGAUGCCAGCUGUGACAUUUCUGCUGAUGGGCAGCUGCUGGCGGUGUUCAUUCCCAGUAGCCAGAGAGGUUUUCCAGACGAAGGCAUCCUAGCGGUUUACUCUCUGGCACCACACAACCUCGGAGAGAUGCUGUACACCAAGAGAUUUGGUCCGAAUGCUAUCUCGGUGAGCCUGUCCCCUAUGGGGCGCUAUGUGAUGGUGGGGUUGGCGUCCCGGAGGAUUCUCCUGCACCCUUCCACGGAGCACAUGGUCGCACAGGUGUUCCGGCUGCAGCACCCCCACAGUGGAGAGACCUCUAUGAGGAGAGUAUUUAACGUCCUUUAUCCGAUGCCAGCGGACCAGAGAAGACACGUCAGUAUAAACUCUGCUCGUUGGUUGCCAGAACCAGGUUUGGGCCUUGCCUAUGGGACGAACAAAGGGGACCUGGUGCUCUGCAGGCCAGUGGCAUCUAACUCUGGUGCAGAGUAUUUCUGGGACCAGCUGAACGAGGCAAACUUCACUGUGAACAGCAGCAGCAGUGGUGGCAGCAGCAGCAACCGCAGCAUAGAGAGGCCAGGGACCAGUAGGGCUAACUGGAGAUCAGAUAGGGAUAUGGGUUUGAUGAAUGCAAUUGGUCUACAGCCUCGGCAUCCCACCCCCUCGGUGACAUCACAAGGCACGCAAACCCCCAUCCUGCAGUUACAGAAUGCUGAGACCCAGACCGACAGAGACCUGCAGGAACCAAGCACCUCUACAACUGCCAAUGCAGUCCCCGGACCACAGGAGGACUCAGCCCCCAGCACCAGUACAGAUAUGACCGCUGAGAACUUGAAUCAGGACAGUGGCACCGCUGAAGCAUCGUCAGAAGCAGGCACCAGUACUGCUAACUCCGGUGAGGGCUCGGAGUACAGCGCCGGGGGGGACGCCCUUUCCCGGAUCCGCCGGCUCAUCGCGGAGGGGGGGAUGACGGCUGUUGUGCAGCGAGAGCAGAGCACAACCAUGGCGUCCAUGGGAGGGUUUGGCAACAACAUCAUUGUGAGCCACAGGAUCCAUCGUGGCUCCCAGACCGGGGCCGACUCUGCAGGGGCCAGGGGAGCCCGAGAGGCCAGAGACCCUUCCCCAUCCGGCCCCUCCACCUCCUCCCCCUCUCCGCACAGCACCAUCACCGUCACAGAUCCUGGCAGGAGCCGCUGCCGCAUCCUUGCCCACACUUUGCAAUUGACUAACGAACCGGACGGCUCCAGGAACGCUCUGCCAGCUCCCGAAGAGAGGCCCCCCUCCCCACAGUUUGCUAACCUCUUCUCAUCCGAAGGAGCAAGCACUUCCAGGAACGAACCCGGCGUCCUCAUGGACACAGACGAUGUGUUUGAGAACAGCUAUCCAGAAAACGAAGGCCUCCACACUACUUCUGCUGCAAACAAUAACAACAGCAGCAGUUACACAGAGGAUCCCUACAGUCGAUAAGGGUUCAGAAACAUGCUGGGGCUUUAUGUGAGAACACAGGGAUAUAGACUGAUGCCAGCUAACUGACUGGCAGAUAUAUGGAACAACCCGAGCAGAGAUACAGUACAAAGGAAUGUGUCUGUUUUUGAAUCUGGUGUUGCAGUCUUUAACUCUUCUUUUCACUGGGAUUCCAACCCUUAAGCAACCAUGCCAACUUUUUAAGCACCUAGGUAUUUACUCGGUUCCUGUUGUAUAUUUUUGCUUACAUUUGCACUAGCUUCUUAUGUAGUAACAAUAACAAAUGAGUACUAUGAUCAUUCCUUACCCGUACUUGAAUGCUAGCUUUGUUUUGAAAAAGGUUGCUACACGCAAGUGCCGUCUAUGUAUGAUGGUUACUAAGGUGCUGUUUAAAUACCUGGAUCGUUAAAUAGGGUUUCAUGUGUACAGUAGUCGGUGCUACUUGAUGAGAAAAGCAUUAUUUUUUUUGAUUUAAUGUAAAAGUUGCCAGCCCAUCAGCUGUCUGUGAUCUGUCAAUUAUGUUUUCCAAUGUGAAAAUCUGCUCUAAUUUGAGCAUGAGCUUAGUUGUAUAACAUGUAAAUCUGUUUGUAAUUAAGAAAAAAAAAAAACUGUUCAUAAGCAGACUGCUUCUUGGCAGUUUUAUUCACCCUGUUGUACUCUAGGAUCAGGCUGUGGAAAGAACCAUGGGAUUUGUAGUCAUCCGAGUACAGCUCCAGAGGAAUGAAAUUCAGAAAGACUACAGCUCCCAGAGUUCCUUUCACUUCCUUGCUCUGUUGUGGAUCCAGGGUUUGAGUAAAAGAACAAACGAGAGAGAAGAAGCCACUUUCCUUAAAAGUAACUUUGUGCUGUUAAUCACCGUGACUGUUCAGUGGAGGAUUGCUGCUCCCACAGUGAUAUGGAAAUACACUUUACAGCAUAGCUGGCUAGUGCUGGGUUGCAUUAGAAAAUACAGAACACUGGUUGUGUAAUAGUUGCCUGGUUUUCUUUCUUGGAGCCUUGAGAAUAGCCCAGUUUUAUUGUAUGAUAUUUUUAUUUUGUUUUUCUUGCCCCAGGCAUGA
Polyodon spathula (Mississippi paddlefish) is the source of this 5580-nucleotide messenger RNA. Its product is annotated as activating molecule in BECN1-regulated autophagy protein 1-like. Gene Ontology annotation, cellular component: intracellular membrane-bounded organelle. Bases 332 to 4525 code for a protein of 1397 amino acids. Lineage: Eukaryota; Metazoa; Chordata; Actinopteri; Acipenseriformes; Polyodontidae. The record is from RefSeq and is a predicted model, not a curated record. Gene Ontology annotation, molecular function: protein binding. The transcript is spliced from 19 exons. Gene Ontology annotation, biological process: autophagy.